AUGGCUCAGCAGAAUAACUACACAAUGGUAACAGAAUUCAUUCUACUAGGAUUCACUGAUGAACCCAACAUGCAGAUGGUUCUCUUCUUUCUGUUUCUUGCCAUUUAUCUUUUCACUGUGACCGGAAGCCUCGGCCUUAUUGUGCUGAUCAGGACUGAUUCCCACUUUCACACUCCCAUGUACUUUUUCCUCCUCCAUUUAUCCUUCACUGACCUCUGCUACGUCUCAGUGAUUGCCCCCAAGAUGCUAGUGAACUUCUUGGUAGAUCAUAAAAGCAUCUCUUACGUAGGCUGUGUUGUUCAGCUAUGGUUGUUCACUGCCUUUGGGACUACUGAGUGCUUUCUUUUGGCUGUAAUGGCAAUUGACCGAUAUAUGGCCAUUUGCAAUCCUCUCUUGUAUCCUGUUUUUAUGUCCCAAGAAGUAUGCAACUGUCUGGUUGCAGGAUCAUAUGCAGCUGGUGUUGCAAAUUCAGUGCUACAGACAGCGUGUAUAUUCAGAUUAUCCUACUGUGGAUGUAACAUCCUCAAACAUUUCUUCUGUGACAUCCCUAAACUUCUUCAGCUUUCCUGCUCUGAGUCCCACCUUUCAGAAUCUCUGUCUGUCUUUGCAUCAGGAAUAGUUGCAAUGACCUCUGUUUCAGUCAUUAUUAUUUCAUAUCUCUGCAUUUUAUCUGCUAUCCUGAAGAUCAACUCGAUGAAGGGAAAACGUAAAGCUUUCUCCACCUGUGCUUCUCACCUAACAUCAGUGGCUUUACUUUAUGGAACUGGGACCUUUACAUAUAUCCAUCCCAAUCUUAAAUCUGGACAGGAUACGGAUAUGGUAAUUUCCAUAAUGUACACAUUAAUCAUACCCAUGUUGAAUCCUCUAAUCUAUAGCUUGAGAAAUAAGGAGGUGAAAGAAGCCAUUAGAAAAGUCACUACCAGCUAA
Messenger RNA from Thamnophis elegans (Western terrestrial garter snake), 927 nucleotides. RefSeq names its product olfactory receptor 1009-like. The coding region runs from base 1 to 927 and encodes 308 amino acids. Gene Ontology annotation, cellular component: membrane. Gene Ontology annotation, biological process: sensory perception of smell; G protein-coupled receptor signaling pathway. NCBI's taxonomy places the organism in Eukaryota, Metazoa, Chordata, Lepidosauria, Squamata, Natricidae. Gene Ontology annotation, molecular function: G protein-coupled receptor activity; olfactory receptor activity; odorant binding. The record is from RefSeq and is a predicted model, not a curated record. The transcript has a single exon.